Pimephales promelas (fathead minnow) is the source of this 4268-nucleotide messenger RNA. It is a transcript of the gene znf704, whose product is annotated as zinc finger protein 704. Gene Ontology annotation, molecular function: DNA-binding transcription factor activity; RNA polymerase II cis-regulatory region sequence-specific DNA binding. Gene Ontology annotation, biological process: regulation of transcription by RNA polymerase II. Gene Ontology annotation, cellular component: nucleus. The record is from RefSeq and is a predicted model, not a curated record. Lineage: Eukaryota; Metazoa; Chordata; Actinopteri; Cypriniformes; Leuciscidae.
AUUAUAAUAUCAUUUAGAUUUCUGUUCGACCGGUCUUCGGUGAUUUAUGACAUAAUGCUCGUGGUGUGUAUUGUGAAAAAUACAUCGUGUUUGUCGAGUCAAAACGGAUGAUCCGCUCCAUGUUUUACAACACCCCGCCAGCUUUAAGGGAACGGCAAGCAAAACAAACAGGUCGACAGAAGAAAGAUAUCGGUUGCCGGUCGGUUGUUCGGUCGGUCGGACAGAGAGGAUAUUAAGCGUAGGACAUUUGCAUAUUGUAACUGAUUAUUGGUUCGGUGUCCUGAACAUGCGCGUUCAAGCCAGCUGAAAGAUGUGGAUGCGGUUCAUAUCUUUGGUGAUGAUGUUGUCGUAUUAUUCGCAUGAACGGCCCAUGAUGACGGUCGGUCCGGUUAUGUUUUGUCAACGUGACAUUUCUUUUUUUUAAAGCGGCUUGGCUGUGCAACGAUCGAAGUACUUAUAUUUGGGCAUUUCAUUGUUAUAUCAACUAUGCAUACGCGGCGGCUGGUGAAGCGCUCGGUCAUUGGGAGCCGCGUGUACGCGCCGGGUUUAACGGGAGACGCGGCUCCGCUCACGGGAGUGAUCCAGGCUGUCAAACAAGACAACAGAGAUGCUUCAACCGGCCAUCGGCGUAACGUGUAUACGGUGCUCAUGCAAGACGGGAGCUUGAAAGAGUACUCGGAGGAAGAGAUUGCACAAAUGACUGCGAAAGCACCGCUGAAGUCGAGCUUGAAGAGCACCUGUAAUGGUGGCCAGCGGGACUGGCCCACGCAGGGCCAGAAUGGAGGUGUGCCGAGAGGUGAGGCGCCCCCCCUCAGCCCGGAGAGCAUAGAGGAGCCACGGGUGCUGGAGCACAAGCGAACGGGCCGGGCUCUGGAGCCGGAGAAGGAUCACACCCGCUCCAUUUCUCUGCUGGAACAGAAACGCAAGGUGGUCUCUUCCAGCAUCGACGUACCACAAGCCAGGAAAUCCGAGGAGGAGGUGGACAUGGACAAAGUGACGGCAGCCAUGGUGUUGACCAGCCUGUCCACUAGUCCUCUGGUGCGGAGCCCUCCAGUAAAAGUUAGCGAGGGUCUAAAUGGCUCCUGGAAGGACGGAAGUUUCACUCCAUCAAGCUACAGCAGCAGUGGAUACUGGAGCUGGAGCGCGCCCAGUGAUCAGUCCAACCCGUCCACGCCAUCCCCGCCCCUGUCCGCUGACAGCUUCAAACCCUUUCGGAUGCCCAGCCACAACGGCCCGACAGACGACAACAUCGAUGAGCAUGACGGCAACAGCUUGCUGUUCGACGAACCCAUCCCCCGCAAACGCAAGAACUCCAUGAAGGUGAUGUUCAAGUGUCUGUGGAAGAACUGCGGAAAGGUCUUGAGCACAGCCGCCGGGAUCCAGAGGCACAUUCGAACCGUCCACUUGGGGAGGAAUUGUGACUCCGAGUGUAGUGACGGUGAGGAGGAUUUCUACUACACCGAGAUUAAGCUGAACACAGACUCGGUGGCGGACGGUUUGAGCAGUCUGUCUCCUGUGUCCCCGUCUGUUCUGUCUCCCCCGCCGGGUUUGGACCAGAGACAGCCGGAUGGCACUAACGGGGUGAAGAAUGAGAACAGCACCACCACCCCUCUUAGUCGCUCCGCUCCAAGCGCACUCUACCUAGUGCACACAGACCACGCCUACCAGGCCACAGCCCCUGUUACCAUCCCCUCCACCACCUCCACUGGCUUCACCCCCUCCAGCAGCAGUUUCAGUAUCUCCUGGCAGUCCCCACCUGUCACUUUCACUGGCACCUCUGCGUCUCCCACUCACAGCCAAACGCAGGGCUUUGGGGAGCAGCGCUCUCAGACCAUCGCAGUGCUCUCGUCUCCCCCUAGAGCUGCAGGCUCACUCAGUAGGAAGUCACGAGGCGAGGGGAAGAAGUGUCGUAAGGUUUACGGCAUGGAAAACAGAGACAUGUGGUGCACGGCCUGCCGCUGGAAGAAAGCCUGCCAGAGAUUUGUUGACUGAAGCAGCUGAUGGCUGAGCCACGAAAAACAGGGUGGGCUUCCUUUUGCAUGCAUAGCAUAAUGAAACAUGUCCCUUCUCUUUGUUACUGACCACAGACCCACCCUGCCUCACCUUAAACCUAUGUGGACUUCAGGGGUCAAACCCUUUUGCAUUUCCUCCAAAACCAACAGACGCACUCAAGGCGAGUGCCUUAAAAAAAGAAAGAAAGAAAAAAAAACGACUUGUGAUCCAUCUCUUUUUGUUUGUGUUCGAUAGACUACUUAAAAAACAUUCUUGUCAGUUCUCAAAGGACCAGUUAAGGCAAGGCCAGCCUCUGUCCAAGCUCUUUUUAAAAGAGAAGAAAGCUCUCUUUCAGACUUUGUGAGAGUGCUAUAAAACAGAACCUGAGAAAGUGUUUCUUUUUCCGCAUUUCUCCUGCCUAUCUUACUAAAGGUUAAGGGUUGGACAUCCAGAAAACCCUGUCUCUUUAAGAAUGUACCACAAUUGGGUUUAGUUUUGGGAUGUUGACUGGACAACUCUCUUGAAUUCAUCAAUGCAAAAAAAAAGAAAAAAAAGUUUGGGACGAGGACUUUCAGCCGUGCUGUCACAAGCAAUUGCACCUACAAAGGACGGAUUUUAUAUCUCUGGUUUUAUAUUUGCGUUUACCAAUAGGACAUUUCUUUCAGGGAUGCGAUCAGUAAAAGCAAAACCAGCAGUUAGAUUUAACAGCAGAGAACUCUGUGAUUUUUGUCACAGGCUACCAAAAAGGGUUUUUACGUGCCAUUUUCUUUCCUUUUUUCCUCUUCUUCUUGUGUAACUUCAAUUGAAUGAAGUACAAAGAUUGCAAUCAUUCAAAUCCGACAGCACAGACUUGCAUCGAAGUUAGCAGUGGCAAGAACCAGCCAUUCAGGCAACAUAACACAACCUCUCCUUCCCAUCGGACUCCAUCAGCAGGAAUGAACUGCAUUCAUAUUAGAGCCAUAAAUGAGCCCGCGGUGGUCUCGCACCACUGUCUGUUCCCUAGUGAGGCUUGACCAACAUGCCUGACUGAGUAAAGAGUAUCAAAACUCUGCAAAGUGGUUAAUUUUACCUCUGGAAGGUGUAGAGCUGUUUUCCUCUCACCUUUUUCCUGACCUCACAGGUUCAAGUAGGAAGUAAUAAUGCCACAUCUACUCCAGCACUGGAGCUCAUGCUGGAAGCACUCAGAUGUGAUGGUGUUAUUCCACUGUAAUUGGUACAGUAUCUUGCAACAUGGCAGAAUGCUGGUUGCGGGAGGACGGACUUCUUUUCACAAGAUGACCAGGAUAGAACUUGAUCACUUAGUUUGGCUUUCGAAGAAUACGGCAAUUUGUUUUGGUGGCUCUGAUACAGUCUAACAUGAUAUAAUCUACAUAACAUCAACACAAGCUAGUUAACUCAUCAUAUGCAUGCAAACAGUGUUAAUUGUGAUCAGCACAAUUGUCUGUUUCUGUUUUGUUCAUCACAUGGUUCCCCUCUUACAUACUGUGGAUAUGUGUAUAUAGAUAAGGUAUACAGUAUUCAGUUCUCCAAAACAAACUGUUUUACGCCCAGAGUAAUGCUUGGUGUUUAAGGCUUUGCUCACACUGCACAUAAAUCCGAUUUGGUUUCAAAUCCAAUUUCAAGUUAGCUCCAUUUGUUCACUGGUUGCUUUAGGAAUGAUCAGGAUGACGACAAGAGACUCAAAAACAUCUUAAAGUAUGGUAGAGUACUUGGAAAAGCUACUUGAAAUCUUAUUUGUUUGUUUACACUGAGAUGCAUUCAAUCUGAUUUCACACCUGAUUUACAAAACUAAAAAAAUUCAAUGGAUUGACCCGCCCAAUCAGAUUUUUGCUGCUUAUCUGAGUAAAGCAAGAACAUUUUGAAUGUGAAUCUAUAAUUAAUAUCAAUUUGCAUUUAAAUAUUUAAAUAGCAUCUCCAAAACAACAACACUUUAAAACUGCCAUUGGUUUCAUGGGAUUUGAGUCUUGUUUAUAGAGUUCAUGUUUAUCAAACAAGAUAUACAUGAUGGUUGACACAUGCAUGGAAACGGUCUCGAGGUUCUUGCGUCUUUCCGUACGAGGCAACCUGUUUUUGAAACCACACACCAGCACCUAAAGGCUCUAGCACUCCAAUUCGACUCCAAUACCCGUCAAAACACUUUGUGAUCUUAUGCCAGAGAUGAAGACGAGUUUUAAUAAUUAAUAGCUGCAUAUUUUGGCCCCUCAGCUGGUGUGAGGAACAUCUCAGAGGCUUCUGCCCGUCCCUCCAUUCCCUUCCUGGUGCUAUAAUAGACCAAA